Alternaria arborescens is the source of this 867-nucleotide messenger RNA. RefSeq lists its product as hypothetical. The record is from RefSeq and is a predicted model, not a curated record. The transcript is spliced from 2 exons. NCBI's taxonomy places the organism in Eukaryota, Fungi, Ascomycota, Dothideomycetes, Pleosporales, Pleosporaceae. Bases 1 to 867 code for a protein of 288 amino acids.
AUGUUGCUCCAAACCGUUCUAUGGCUCGCUUUCACCACACUAGCAUCUGCAGAUAACUGUUACUGGCGUAAUGGGGGCUUGCAGACCGUUGCCAAAUAUCAGCCGUGCUCCAACGACACUUCCGAUCCGCUCAGCCAUAUCUGCUGCAAAAUUGGCGAAGGCGAGGAUACCUGUCUUCCGAAUGGCAUCUGUCAGGCCUUUGCGCCAACUGAAGAAUACCUCGGCCUUUAUUUUAGAGAGAGUUGCACACUACAAAACUGGGAAGCUGGAGGCUGCCAGGACCUGUGUUCGAGUGGAGACGAGCAAAGCAAAAACGACGUGACUGUCACUCCUUGCGACGGAACCCCUACGUCCGAGUUCUGGUGCUGCGGCAACACAACCGAUUGCUGUUCGGAUCCCAAUCUUGAGAAGUUCAAAGUCGAACCCACCUUCAGCGGCGUAAUCACGAGUUCGCUACUCCCAACGUCCACAAUUGCCUCUAUAUCGCCGAGCCCAUCCAGCCCGUCCACCUCCUCGAAUGCGAAUGCGACGGAUACUCCAACCCCUUCGCCUACUUCAACUCCACAGAAUAACGAAAGUGCCGGUCUGUCGACAGGCGCAAAGGCUGGAAUAGGUGUGGGUGCUGCUGCUGGUGUUAUUGCGCUGAUCGCGAUUGGUGUUCUCAUCGGAAGAAGGUCGCAUAAGAAGAAGAAGCAAGUUACAGAGGCGACAAGCUACUACGAGCCAGCCAAAGGGGAAUUACCGCCCCAGUAUAGGCACGAAGCUCCCAUGGACGAAGUUUCCAGGCACGAAGCUCCGGCUACGCAAGCACCUGUAGAAUUGUCUGGGGAUCAAGUACGACCACACGAGGCGCCGGAGAGUCGAUAG